Scleropages formosus (Asian bonytongue) is the source of this 2576-nucleotide messenger RNA. It is a transcript of the gene cd4-1, whose product is annotated as CD4-1 molecule. The coding region runs from base 674 to 2146 and encodes 490 amino acids. The transcript has 10 exons. The record is from RefSeq and is a predicted model, not a curated record. Lineage: Eukaryota; Metazoa; Chordata; Actinopteri; Osteoglossiformes; Osteoglossidae.
AAAAAAACACAAGCAGCGAGUCUGAGUUCGUCUCUUUCCACUGACAUUUAACAGUUUUUCUGCGCGUUUCAUGCAAGCGUAAAGGGCAGCACGGGGGAUUUACGGCGAGAAGAGAUGUCAUGUCGAACGAGCUGGAGCAGCACGGCCCUCUCCGUUCCUCGCAUCUCCAUCGCGUUCAUCCUCCUCGUGUCUCGGGCCUGUGAAUCGCUGGGUAACAGCGGCACAGCGGCUUGCGAGAGCAUCCGAGUUGCCGGCAGCCAUCGAGCUGUUUCGAAAGCUGCCGAAGAGGACGUGUGGGAGGGGAGGGAGCUGGGGAGAGGGGGAGGACGCAGUGAAAGCCGGGGAUGUCUCACAUGGCUCCCCCUCAAUGCUUUCCACCGCCUCGCCAGGUUUCUCUCUCAGGGCUCGCUCUGCGUGGUAUCUGCGUGCCUUGCCAGGGUUGUGACUAACCAGGGAUUCCUCUGCCCGGGGGCCUUUCCCUCGGCCGGGGGCAGCGGACGGGAGAGCGGUGCCGUCCGGGUGCUUUCCUCCUCGUGUCCCGACACUCUCGCUAAGCGCCGAGGCCACGCCAAGCCCGGACUCACGUCGCAGAGCGCGGCGCGGCCCUUCAAACGGGAAGCGAGGUUUCUGCUCUUUUCAAGGCGGAGAAGAAAGCAAGGCAGAGAAGCGGAGCAUGAAAGAGGGGAAACCUCAGGGUACAAGAUGUGAAGGGAGUGACAGGCCAGAAGACAAAAUGAAAACUUCAGGAGGACUCAUUGUCUUGGUGACCAUUGUGACCUCUACAGCAUGGACCCAUGCCGCGGUGGAUGUGAUUGGUCAGGAGGGACACUCCGUCACACUCGACAACGGAGAAAAAACAUCUGAAGUGACCUGGAGUUUUAGAAACGACGAGAAAAGCGAGUAUCAAGUGGUGAUCUCGGCGACGUCUAGCGUCCGGAGAUCCGGGGAUGGCUGGAAGGAGAGGGUUUCUAUGGCCUCUGCCAACGUGUCUCUCAUCAUCAAAAACCUGAAAAAAGAGGAUUUUGCCUUCUUCAGGUGUAAGACAAAGAGCGGAAAGGAAACUGUCUACAGACUCUACAGCGCCACAGUUGUUUCUACUCCAGGCUCUACUGUCCUAGCUUCUCAGUCACUCUCUUUGAGGUGUGAAGUGGACUCGUCUCUCAAGCCCACCUUCGAGUGGCUGAGCCCUCAGAACCAGAGGAUUUCGGAGACGUCGAACACGCUGACAGUGCCCAGCGUCACACUGGAUCACAGUGGCUCCUGGACUUGUGUCAUUUCACUAAAUGGGAGAAAGGCAAACAUCUUUGUCUCAGUCAGCGUAGCCGACAUCAACCACCCUCAUCAUGAAAUCAUCUACACCUCGGUCUCCUCAACCACCCUCCCCCUCCGCUGUUUCGUCUCCUUGGAUCUGUCUCAACUUUCGUCCGUUGGACUACAGGAGGGUCACUGGAGCUUUCGGUCAUUUCUUCGCGAGCGGGAUUCGCAGAAGAUCAUUUCGCUCUCAGAAGAUCUUCUGAAGCCUUCCUGGGAGGAGCAGCAGAACAAGAACUGGAUCAUAAGCCAGAACCUCCUCCAAAAGAACCUGUCCAUCGCGAGAAAGGUGGUUCUUGAGGAGGACGCAGGGCUCUACACCUGCGCCCUGAAAUUCAAAAAUGACAUCAUCAGAAAACGGACAGUACAAGUGGAGGUGCUGAGAGCUUCGUCCUCCCGCGGCCUCAGUGUACCAGAGGGCCAAGAAGUGAACCUGACCUGUACCCUGAGCAACCCUUUGAGCGCAGACCUGCAUGUGGAAUGGAUACCACCAUCCAAGUCCUCACUCAAGAAUCUGCCCACACGACUCCAGCAGGCCCACCUGACCAUCCAUAGGCCGACAACAGGGGACCAGGGCAAGUGGAAGUGCGAGCUGAAAAGGGGCACGGCUUUGGUCACCUCGGUGGAGCUGCUGUUGAAGAUAGAGAAAGUCCCGGUGAACAUGUGGCUCUUGGUGUCCAUCUGCGGGGCGGUGGUUGCCUUUCUCCUCCUCUCUUUCCUCAUCAUGAUGCUCAUCCGACAAUACAAACAGAGGGUCAGGCUCAGGAGGAGACGGCGGAAGAUGAAAUAUUGCUGCUGCAAACAUCCUCAGCCGAAGGGUUUCUACAAGACCUGAGCGACGGAGAGGUCCCUGGAUGCGUGUCUCUUCAUCAAAGGCCAUCCCCUCCGUUUCGGUCGCCAUCCUCUUGCGUUCAUGUACAUAAACGGCCCGAUGAUCAUGUAUUAUAUUAUUUACUUCUCAAUACAUUUAAAUGACAUCAUUGUAUAUUUUGUAGCAUUUUGCGUGUUAAUGUUUUUGACCGCUGUGAAUAAAGACUUUUAUCCGCCUAAAAAGUCUCUGUUUACCCGUGAUCUGUCUUUCUGGCGCUGCCAAUUUGGCCGGCAUCUCGGGUCUGUGUUUUUCGACAACAGGGGAACAAAACUGAUCAAUAAUUCAGCUUGUUCAUUAAGCCGCGAACUUCCUCGUCCGCACCGCUGGCCCACGCUCUCGCACGUUCCGGCACAUCCUGUCUUAAGUGGCGAUCCAGCUGCUGGUUACGUGCGUU